AAUGCCCUCCUCCCACUCCCACUCCCCAUGCGCAUAGAGGGAGGGAGGGAGAGAGAGAGAGAGAGAGGGGAUAAGGGAGAAGCGUCUGCUCUUCCAAAAAUCUUGGAGGCUGUUUUCGGGAACGAAUUAUACCCCGAUACCGGCACAUAUCGGGUGCUACAUAGAAAAGGGCAAUGGCGAUGCAGAGGCUUUUCUUGAGACGGCUGUCGUCCGUGGCACGAAACAGGGGUUUGUCUCGACUGGCCGAGGCCGAGACACUCCCUCGCGAGGAGAAUGCCGUCGUCCUUCCCAAAAUUCCCCCCUUCGACUACUCCCCUCCGCCGUACACCGGCCCGCGGACGGCCGAGAUCCUUCGGAAGCGGUCCGAGUUCCUCAGCCCCUCCUUGUUCUACUUCUACAAGAAACCCUUGAAUAUAGUUGAUGGUAAGAUGCAAUAUUUGUUUGAUGAGGAUGGGCAUCGCUAUCUUGAUGCAUUUGGUGGGAUUGCUACUGUUUGUUGUGGCCACUGCCACCCUGAAGUUAUUGAGGCCAUAAUUAAUCAGACAAAACGGUUGCAACAUUCUACUGUUGUAUAUCUAAACCAUGCUAUUGCAGAUUUUGCUGAGGAAUUAGCCUCAAAGUUUCCCGGUGAUCUCAAGGUUGUUUUCUUUACAAAUUCUGGCACGGAAGCAAAUGAGCUGGCAUUGAUGAUUGCCCGGCUUUAUACCAGUUGUCAUGAUAUUAUAUCACUCAGAAAUGCAUACCAUGGGAAUGCGGCUGGAACAAUGGGUGCAACUGCUCAAUGUAACUGGAAAUUUAAUGUUAUUCAGAGUGGAGUGCACCAUGCUCUGAAUCCAGAUCAAUACAGAGGUGUUUUUGGUUCGGAUGGAGAAAAAUAUGCAAAAGAUGUUCAAGAAAUCAUCGAAUAUGGGACUUCUGGGCAAGUUGCUGGUUUCAUUUCAGAAGCCAUACAAGGAGUCGGUGGAAUACUGGAAUUAGCACCAGGUUACCUGCCCGCUGUGUAUAAGAUUAUAAAAAAGGCUGGGGGCCUCUGUAUAGCAGAUGAGGUCCAGUCAGGAUUUGCACGAACAGGAAGCCAUUUCUGGGGAUUUGAGGCUCAUGGUGUUGUGCCUGAUAUAGUAACAAUGGCAAAGGGUAUUGGAAACGGGAUACCUAUUGGAGCAGUUGUUACUACUCCAGAAAUUGCUCAGGUCUUGACCCGCAGAAGCUAUUUCAAUACCUUUGGCGGUAAUCCUGUCUGCACUGCUGGAGGUCAUGCUGUUCUUAAGGUGCUUGAGAAAGAAAAGCUCCAAGAAAAUGCACAUGUUGUGGGAUCUUACUUGAAAGAUCGACUCAAGGCCGUCCAGGAAAAGCAUGAAAUUAUUGGUGAUGUGAGGGGCAGAGGCUUGAUGCUUGGAGUUGAGCUAGUUACUGACCGUCAACAGAAAACUCCAGCCAAAGCUGAAAUUUUGCAUGUCAUGAACUUGAUGAAAGAUAUGGGUGUAUUGGUGGGGAAAGGUGGCUUUUAUGGGAAUGUAUUCAGAAUAACGCCUCCUCUCUGCUUUACCAAGGAAGAUUCUGAUUUCUUCGUUGACGUAAUGGACACUGCAUUGUCAAAGCUGUGAAGCCUGAUCUGAUGCUCUUGAAACUGAAUGGAGUUGUAGUUAUCUAUCCAUCUAGCUUUGUAUAUCCCUCCUGGGGGGGGGAUCCUUUUUCUUGUGAACAGUAAGAGCUGUUUUCUCGUAAGGAGCUGAUGAUGGGGCACCACCGCUGUGGGGGUUUCCUGCUAGUAAUAAAUAAGAGCUUGGAGCUGAUGGUGAGACACCACCUCGUUGUCUCUCGCUCUCUUUAGCUAUCUUCCCCGUAAGAAUGAAUGGUUUGCUAUUGAAAUAUUUGCUUUUGUAUGGUACAUCGUUUAAUGGUAAUAAUAAAUAAAAUGGCUCGUAUUACCUAUCAA
Elaeis guineensis (African oil palm) is the source of this 1936-nucleotide messenger RNA. RefSeq names its product alanine--glyoxylate aminotransferase 2 homolog 3, mitochondrial. NCBI's taxonomy places the organism in Eukaryota, Viridiplantae, Streptophyta, Magnoliopsida, Arecales, Arecaceae. Gene Ontology annotation, molecular function: transaminase activity; pyridoxal phosphate binding. Gene Ontology annotation, cellular component: mitochondrion. The record is from RefSeq and is a predicted model, not a curated record.